UGGCAGGGGCAGAUAUUAAAGCUUUGGAUCCGGCAGAGCCGCAGUUAUUUGUAGGCAGCGAGUGUCGCGGUUCCGGAGUAGUGCGAAGUCUGAGGCCACCAUGAAGCAGUUCUGGGCUGUCGGCCUGUGCCUCGUCCUCCUGGCUUGUGCUUCUGUAAGAGCUGAAGAUGAAGUAGAUGUUGAUGGUACUGUGGAGGAUGACCUUGGAAAAAGCAGGGAUGGUUCACGGACAGAUGACGAAGUUGUAAGCAGGGAAGAGGAAGCUAUUCAGCUGGAUGGCCUCAAUGCUGCCCAAAUAAAGGAAAUCCGAGAGAAAUCUGAAAAGUUUGCAUUCCAGGCUGAAGUUAAUAGAAUGAUGAAGCUUAUUAUUAAUUCCCUGUACAAGAACAAGGAGAUUUUCUUGCGGGAAUUGAUUUCCAAUGCUUCGGAUGCUCUUGACAAGAUCCGGUUAAUUUCUUUGACUGAUGACGUUGCCCUUGCUGCUAACGAAGAAUUGACAAUAAAAAUUAAGUGUGAUAAAGAGAAGAACAUGCUGCAUAUAACAGAUACUGGCAUUGGUAUGACAAAGGAUGAGCUUGUCAAGAAUUUGGGAACAAUUGCUAAAUCUGGCACCAGUGAAUUUUUGAACAAGCUGACAGAAGUCCAGGGAGACGGCCAGUCCACCUCUGAGCUGAUUGGCCAGUUUGGAGUUGGAUUCUAUUCUGCCUUCCUAGUUGCAGAUCGUGUAAUUGUAACGUCAAAACACAACAAUGACACACAGCACAUAUGGGAGUCUGACUCCAAUGAAUUCUUUGUGACUGAGGAUCCUCGUGGUGACACACUGGGAAGAGGAACAACCAUAACCUUGGUCUUGAAAGAAGAAGCAACUGAUUAUCUUGAGCUGGAAACCAUUAAAAACCUUGUGCGGAAAUAUUCUCAGUUUAUUAAUUUCCCUAUUUAUGUUUGGAGUAGUAAGACUGAGACCGUAGAAGAGCCCAUUGAUGAAGAGGAAGCUAAAGAGGAGAAGGACGAAGAGACUGAUGAAGAAGCUGCUGUUGAAGAAGAGGAUGAAGAGAAGAAACCCAAAACUAAGAAGGUUGAGAAAACAAUCUGGGACUGGGAACUUAUGAAUGACAUCAAGCCAAUCUGGCAGAGGCCUUCCAAAGAAGUUGAGGAGGAUGAAUACAAAGCUUUCUAUAAGUCCUUCUCCAAGGAAAGUGAUGAUCCCAUGGCUCAUGUCCACUUCACUGCUGAAGGAGAGGUUACGUUCAAAUCCAUCUUGUUCAUUCCUGCUACUGCUCCACGUGGUCUGUUUGAUGAAUAUGGCUCUAAGAGGAGUGACUAUAUUAAGCUCUUUGUCCGCAGAGUCUUUAUAACAGAUGACUUCCAUGACAUGAUGCCUAAAUACUUGAACUUUGUCAAGGGAGUGGUUGAUUCUGAUGACCUGCCACUGAAUGUAUCCAGAGAAACACUGCAACAGCAUAAGUUAUUAAAGGUUAUUAGAAAGAAGCUUGUGCGGAAGACUCUGGACAUGAUAAAGAAAAUUGCAGAUGACAAGUUCAAUGGCACAUUCUGGAAGGAAUUUGGUACCAAUGUUAAGCUUGGUGUGAUUGAAGACCAUUCUAACCGUACACGUCUGGCAAAACUUCUCCGAUUCCAGUCUUCUAAUCAUAAGACAGAGCUGACAAGCUUAGAGCAAUAUGUGGAAAGAAUGAAGGAAAAACAAGAUAAAAUCUACUUCAUGGCUGGAGCAAGCAGGAAAGAGGUGGAGUCGUCCCCAUUUGUUGAACGUCUUCUGAAGAAAGGCUAUGAAGUAGUCUUCCUAAUCGAGCCUGUGGAUGAGUACUGCAUACAGGCCCUGCCAGAAUUUGAUGGCAAGAGGUUCCAGAAUGUUGCAAAAGAAGGGCUGAAAUUUGAUGAAAGUGAUCAGGCAAAAGAAGCGCAUGAGGCAUUGGAGAAGGAAUAUGAACCUCUUCUAACUUGGAUGAAGGAUAAGGCUUUGAAGGAUCAGAUUGAAAAAGCGGUUUUAUCUCAGCGGUUGACACAAUCACCUUGUGCACUUGUUGCUAGUCAGUAUGGGUGGUCUGGCAAUAUGGAAAGGAUAAUGAAGGCACAGGCUUACCAGACCGGAAAAGAUAUUUCCACUAGUUAUUACUCAAGCCAGAAGAAAACCCUAGAAGUUAACCCAAGGCAUCCUUUGAUUAAGGACCUGUUAAGAAGAGUAAAGGAAAAUGAAGAUGACCAAACUGUGUCGGACCUUGCAGUUGUACUUCUUGAGACUGCCACCUUACGGUCAGGAUAUCAGUUGCCAGACACUAAGGCAUAUGGAGAACGGAUUGAAAGGAUGCUACGGCUCAGUUUAAAUAUUGAUCUAGAUGCCAAGGUGGAUGAGGAGCCAGAAGAGCCAGAAGUUACAGAUGAAGCAGAACAAGAAGAUUCAGAUGUUGAAGAGGUUGAUGCAGAGGAAAGUGAUGACACAGCAGAAGCAGAUCAAACAGACAAACAGGAAUCAACACACAUAAAAGAUGAAUUCUAAAUGCCAUUUCACAGUGGAGGGGGGUUGGGUUUUAUUUUAUUUUUUAGUGUUUGAGUUUUUGUUUUUUAUAUAAACAUUCCUCAUGAAUGUAAAUUUGUACUAUUUAUGAGUGUAAAGUUGCAAAAUCUUUCCACGUGAACAGACAUUCUAAAGCCAUGCAGGAUUCAUUGUCCAGAUCUACCAUGGCAGUACAUUAACCAACUUGACUCGUCAAAGCACUGCAAGCUGAACUUCAUUUGGAAGUUGGAGGGUUAUAGCACUUAAUGGAUCAUGGAUCUCCCCUUGACAUAUUGACUGAUGUAUAACCUAAUGCUACCAGUGUGGGACUGGGCUCUGCCUCAAAUGUGACAUUUAAAGUGUAAAGAUUAUUUUUGUAAAUAGGAAAUGUCUUGAAAGACCCCUGGUUCUAAGCUGAAGUUGCAGCAUCUUGUAACCUUUUCCAGUUACUGUUGUCACAAUGUUGCAGUGUAUUUCCACAUCGAUUUGCCUCACAAUAAAGUUGUAAGAGACUUUGUGAAUGA
Pseudophryne corroboree (corroboree frog) is the source of this 3036-nucleotide messenger RNA. It is a transcript of the gene HSP90B1, whose product is annotated as heat shock protein 90 beta family member 1. Gene Ontology annotation, cellular component: endoplasmic reticulum; perinuclear region of cytoplasm. The transcript has 18 exons. The record is from RefSeq and is a predicted model, not a curated record. Gene Ontology annotation, molecular function: ATP hydrolysis activity; ATP binding; ATP-dependent protein folding chaperone. NCBI's taxonomy places the organism in Eukaryota, Metazoa, Chordata, Amphibia, Anura, Myobatrachidae. The coding region runs from base 101 to 2515 and encodes 804 amino acids. Gene Ontology annotation, biological process: protein folding.